Messenger RNA from Paramecium sonneborni, 560 nucleotides. NCBI's taxonomy places the organism in Eukaryota, Ciliophora, Oligohymenophorea, Peniculida, Parameciidae. The record is from the annotation of a GenBank genome assembly.
UGUUAUAAUAUUAAGUUUAUAUUGAGUUUUGAUUUUAUUAAAGUGAGAUUGUUAUAGUAUUAUUUAGGGAAAUAAAUUUAGGAAUUAGUUUUAAUAAAUAUGGAUAUUGAAUUAUUGUGUGAGUAAUGAGUAAAUGAGAUUCUUGAAAAUUUGAAUAGAAAAAUGAGGAUGAUUAAAUAUGAUAAUUUAUGAUAUAUGAAAACUACAAGAUUGUAACAAUAUCAAGUUGUCAAUUUAACAAAUGAAGGCAAACGCUUCCAUUUAACUUCUGUGUCUUCUAAAUUUUCAUUAAGAACAAACUUGAAAUUUGGAAAAUAGUUGGUGUCGAUGCUAGAUUAAAUGAAUAUUGCAUACAUGUCAAUAGCAUUGAACUUAUCUUACAAACUAAUAUUAAUGAAUAAAUGAUUUGGAUGCAAUAAAUCAAUGAGUUCAUUAUAACUAAUAUUUUAUGGACGAUUAGUCUUUGAAGAAGUAGAUUAAACUUUUUUCUUUUUUGUGAUUUAUCCAUCAAUUGAUUGAUUAGUGGAUAGUGAUCUCAAUGAGUCACUCAUAAUUAGCAG